Ustilaginoidea virens is the source of this 1122-nucleotide messenger RNA. RefSeq lists its product as uncharacterized. The coding region runs from base 1 to 1122 and encodes 373 amino acids. The record is from RefSeq and is a predicted model, not a curated record. The transcript has 3 exons. NCBI's taxonomy places the organism in Eukaryota, Fungi, Ascomycota, Sordariomycetes, Hypocreales, Clavicipitaceae.
AUGCCAGAAUUCACAGGUAUCAUCUCGCAUUUCCGUCAACCUGAUCAUGGCCUGGCAAGCUUCCGCCACUGGAACCAUCGUUGUUCAGAUCCAGAAUCCGGCCAAAAAGUCAGGGACAUGGGUUCUCUGUACCAAGCGGAAAUGAAGGCGCGAUUCCACCUGCGGACACGUCGGCUAGAUUCGGCAACGGUGCCUUUCUCCGAGAUACCCAGACUCGCUGAGAAUAUAGGACAUCUUAUCUACGUCAUCAACGACGAAGACGUCAAAGAAAUAGUUGCAAUCGUUGCCGAAGUUCUUGCACAGACCUCAUUUGACUCCAAUCUCUUUAAUGCGACUUCUAUACGUGACGAGAGAACGAAACAGUACGAUUCACCAGCCACAGGGUUGGCUCUCGGGAGACACUCCAUUAUACCCCGUAUCUCUGCGCCAGCAGAUCCUGCAACGACCUUCAGCGUGCCCAAGACCCUCUUUACCUGUACGAACUGGCGAAACAGGGAGAUGUCUGCUGCUAUUUCACGAUCCGGGGAGCCUGUCAAAAGUACCAUCGUCUCCCGCGCAAGCGUCUCAGAGAUUGUCUGGACCGAGUGCUAUUCCUCAAAAUGCAUUCACAUACCGGAUCCUCCUUCUCCUCUGGGAUCGAUUGAUAGUCCAACAGAACCGAACCGGAUUCAUCACAUGCAGGCCUCGAAAAUCGAUCCGAGUCAGAACUCCAUGAGGGAUGCAUUUUUAGAGAGGCAGCGUCAAUCAAAUUCCUUCGAAUCAUCGUCCACAACCUUGGCGUUUCGGAAGCGGAUGUCUCGUUCCACUGACGAGGAUUCAAACAUGACUUCCUUUCCAGAGUUACGUCCACGGCACUGCACGAAUGAUUGGCUGAAACCCCCGGCCGAAAUCGAACAGCUGAUGGCAGCUCGCACAAUCCACAUCUGGAUAGUAAAGACAUCCUUUUCCCUUUCAUCGUCAAUAAGUUUCGUCCGCAUAGCUAUUGUCACCCGCGAAAGCAGAGCUCGGACCACAGACGUUGGGACGUAUGGUCUUCUAGCAAUGAUCAUCCGACGACACUCGGGGCAAGCAUACCUCCUAGGGUUCCUGCGGGAGAGCGUCUUGUUAGGGAACCCCCCUUGA